Molecule: messenger RNA, 11360 nt
Organism: Loxodonta africana (African savanna elephant)
Lineage: Eukaryota; Metazoa; Chordata; Mammalia; Proboscidea; Elephantidae
Product: zinc finger protein 311
Exons: 5
Coding region: 262-807 (181 amino acids)
Biological process (GO): regulation of DNA-templated transcription
Source: RefSeq, a predicted model, not a curated record
CUGUCGGUUCGCACAGGCGACUCUGCCGGAAGCCGUUCUUUGGGCCGCUGGUGGGGCGGUCGCUUCUUUCCGCUCACUGGGAGGAGGAGGCACCUGGCCCCGGAUGACGGCGGUUCUCGUCCCUGGGGGCGAUCGGAAGCUGAAGUGGGAGAGCCAGUUUGUCUUCAGUCCCGGUUCUCUCCGGCGCCCCGCGGACUGAGGGCCCUAUCGUCAGGACCCGGUGACUGUCCUAAUUGAUGGUCAUUGUCUUUCAGAACAGGGAUGGAGGAAAUGUCAGUCCAGGAAGCAGCAGGAUCACCAAGGGUCCAGUUUCAGUCUUUGGACACGCAGUCUGAGGGUCUGUCCCUAGAGCCUCAGUUCGUGCAGGAGACCGACAUGGAACAGGGACCCACUGGGGCUCCACCUGUUUCCCAGGUGCCUGCUCUUCCCCACGUGGGAAGCCCAGGAGACCAGGCAGCUGCAUUCCUGACAGCCAGGUACCAGGAGUUUGUGACAUUCGAGGAUGUGGCUGUGUACCUUACUCGAGAGGAAUGGGGAUGCCUGGACCCUGUUCAGAGAGACCUCUACAGAGAAGUGAUGUUAGAGAAUUAUGGGAACGUGGUCUCACUGGGCAUACUUCUCCGUCUUCCCACCACACGGAUACAUAAUGUGAAUUCCUGCCCGGCCCUGAGUCAUACCCAGGCAAGUGCUUUCUCUGGAGAAACACUUGCAGUCCUUUCAGCAGGAAUCACCAAGAGAUGGCUCAAGUAUCGACUUCCCAUCGAUAUUGCUCGUCCCUGCUCGGAAACUCCUUUUCCACGAUUGUAAGAUAUUAAACUUGAUUGAUGGAAUAGAUGCUCCCCAGGAUGCUACCGCUAUGUAAAAUUGCAGACCUUCAUCGUUAAAUAUUUAAUGUAAAGGGCUAAGGAAGCUUCUGUUGCAACCCAGUGCGUUUCAAACCCAGUUUAUUCAGAAACCACGAUUGGUGGUCAUCUACUUGUGUUUUGAGAAACCACCAAGCUCACCUCCACCUCUUCAGUCAUGAUCUUUUCAUGCGUUUUAGAAUGUGGAACAUAAUGCUGUGUGUCUCUCCUUUUCUGGAGUAUACGUGACCUGCCCUUUAUAUUGCCUAACUCUGCGCAACCCCUGGGCUUUUCUCAUAUUUAACAUUCUAGUCUUCUCCUUCCUUUAAAUUUCCAUGGCUGUUUCCAAGGUCCAGCCUUCCUCCCCUUUAUUCUUCCUGGUGCUUUACAGUGAAACAUUUGUAUUACUUUUUCUGAUCAAGUUAUUCCUUAGCUCUGUCCUUGAUGGAGGGGAAAUGGGAGGGUAAAAGAGUUCAGAAUUAUUUCUUUAUUUCAAGUAUCAAAUUGAAUAUAUAUUUAACUUUGUAAACUGUAAAAUGAUGUAUAAUUGUAAACUACUGUAAAUUUUACCUAAUUACAGAAUUUCCAACAGUUAACCUGUCUACUUUUUGGAGUAAAGAAAUUUCUUAGCAGUUUAAUGCAGUCUUACAGUACAGCAUGCUGUUAGACUGAACUUUAUCCCAUUUCCUCUGUCAUCUGCACACACACAGCAUGCAUGCACACACACAUACACAAAAAAUCCUCCUCCUCAGCUUGCUUUUGUGACCAAGCCAGCAGCAUCUCUUAUUUUUACAGUCCUGGGAAAAUCACAUUCAUCUUUGUGCGUUCAGCAAAUUCUACCUGAAUUUAACUUUACACACUUAUUAAUUUCGCUUAAUGUACGGUGUUGGAAAAUAAGGAUUUUAAAAUUCAGUCCCUGAAUCAGCAACCCCACUGUCCAGUUCACAUCAUUUUCCCUGUGGUGGUAGCUAUGGAUUGUAUUUGUCACAGAACUCAGAACUUUAGUCCUUCCACUACUUAAUAGUAGAUAUACAGAGUAUAAAAAAUUGAAUGAAAUAGUAAAAAAGAAGGUAAAAAGUCAUAAUUUUCAUUACCAGCUUUUAAAAGAAGCAUGUUCUAUUAACGAUGAGCAAGUUACUGGCUCAAGGGUCAUACUCGAAGGGAAGUUCCUGAUUUUGUGCUGGGAAGGGGAACUGGGUGCGGAUGUUGAGUUGCAUACCCAUUGCUGUCGAGUUGAUUCUGACUAGUAGUGACCCUAUAAGACACAGUAAAACUGCCCCAGAGAGUUUCCAAGACUGUAAUCUUUACAGAAGCAGACUGCCACAUCUUUCUCCCAUGGAGCAGCUGGUAGGUUCGAACUGCAGACUUUUUGGUUAGCAGCCGAGCACUUAACCAGUGUGUCAUCAGUGCUCCUUGAGUUGUACAGGUGCCCUAUUACUUGAUGGCAUUAGAAACAUGGUUGUCAAAAUUCUAGUUGAUGAUAAGUGGGUUGAUAAAUCAGUAAUGUUUGGCACAUAUCCCUUGGUAUUUGAAGCUGAUGUCAUGGAGGACAACAGUGAUUUUGCACAAAGUAUCUUUUACCUCUACAGCUAUUUACUGUUUACAGAGAAACCAGUAAGUACUAGAUACUGUACAUGUCUCCCUUAGUCCUUGCCAUAACCCUGGGAGCAGGUAUUAUUCUUCCCAUUUUAUACAUGAGGAAACUGAGGCUUAGAGAAGUUAAGUGAUCUGCUCAGGAUCAGAGCUAGGAUUGGGACCUAGUUGUGACUCUGAAGCCCAUGCUUUCCCCCCCACCCCUCACCAUUUUGUGCUUGUAAGACAAUUAGUUGGCAAGUUUGGUGUUUUUAUAUUUUUAUGGGUUGUCUGUACUCUGAUGAGGAGUCCCUGGGUGGUGCAAAGGGUUAAUGCUCAGCUGCUAACCAAAAGUUUGGCAGUUCAAGUCUACACAGAGGCUCCUUGGAAGAAAGACCUGGCAAUCUAAAAAAAAAAAUUUUUUUUUUUUUUUUUCUGAAAAAUCAGCUUUGGAAAACCCUAUGGAACACAGUUCUACUCUGACACACGUGAGGUUGCUAUCAGUCAGUCAAUAGCAACUGGUUGGUACUCUGAUCCAAGAAAAAUUCCAAAUUGACACGAUAAAUUGGAGAGAUAGGCACAAGAUUGUACAGUUUAGGACUGAAAAGGACAUGUAUUCAAGAAGAAAUAAAACAAUCUAGGUGUAAAUUCCAAUAUAAUAGAUAUCUGUGAAACAAAGAUAUUCCUAAGGAGAGGUUUUACUUAUUUAUUAAGGACCAGGAAGAAAAGCAUGAAGCAUCUCGAUGGAUAAAAAUCUUAGCACAACUCUGGUACAAGCAACAGACCAGGUAAUGGGCCUUAGUAAGAGGUAAAUUUUAAAUGUUAUUUUUAAAGAACAAAUUAAGUUCAAAAUAAGUCUAAUUAGAAAAGUGCCAAUGUUUAACUCAAGUCAUUUUAAAUGGGAAAAUUUUAAAGCAAGUGCAUAUUUUUAAAGGAUAGAGUUUUUAGUUAAAUUUAGGAAAAAAGGUGUAUAGGCCAGUGGCAAGAUACAUGCCAUUAAUACUUUCUGAGACAGACAGUGUGAUAGAUUGGAAAGAAAGUAGACUGUAGAAUCAGACCUGGUUCCACUUACCAGCUGUGAUCCACUGGUAUGUUGUUUAAUCUGACACGUAUUUUUUCUCAUCUAUAAAACAUGAAAAACCAGAUCUAGCUUUCAGGGUUGUGCUGAGGAUUAAAUUAGAUUAUGUACAUAAGUACCUGGCUCAUGGUAGUUACUUAAAUGUUUUGGAAAGGAUUGCAAGUGACAGAGCUGUAAACCAGUUUUUUAAUGUAGAAAUUUCAGGAGAGAAUCUAAAUUGUUUCUUUACAUAGGGAUUUCCUGAAAUUGAAUAUUGCUCAGACUAUUGCCUAGAGGUUUGGAUUUUUAUUAUCAAGUGAUUUUCAUUUCUCUGAUAUUAAAUGCAUCCCUUUUAAUGAAAACUUCCAUGAUUUCAAAUCUGUUGGAUCCUGACUCUUCAUGUAUUGUUCUAAGCACUUUUUAUCUUGCUUUUAUUAUUUUUACCUUUUACUCCAUUGUCAAUAUGUUGGCCUUCUGCUCUUCUCUUUCUGUACAGUUUUUGGGGGAGGAAUUGAUUUCAUUCACAACCGUUACUUUUUACUAGGAAAGUACUUAAAGGCCAAGUUCUGAAAUAAGACUUUGAGUUGAGUCCUAGCGUCACCAGUUACUUUGACCUUGGGCAAGUUACUUCGACCUUGGGCAAGUUACUUCUCUGAAUCUUAGUUUUUCCGUUUGUAAAAUGGGUAUAGUAAUAGUUCCUAUUUCAUAAAGUUAAACUGAGUAUUAACUGAAUAAAACUGUUAAAAUCUUGGCACGGUACUUGGCACCUACCAAGUGCUCAGUAAACCUUACCUUAGUAUUCUGAGGGUAUUGAUGAUACAGGCAACUUUAUGUCUCUAUCUCAAACCUGUUCUCUCUUCUAAAUUGCAGGCUUGUAUUUCUAACUGCCUGCUAGGCAUUUUCUGUCAUACCUUGCUGCAUUGCCUCUAACACAAAUGUAAAAUCUAACAACACUUCAUCCCACAUAAAGACAGUUUUUGUUGUUGUGCGUACGUGUUUUAAGUGCAGAUGGUACAGAGUAAAUAACCAAAAUUUGCUUCGAUUCUCGAAACUUAGAAACAGUUUAGUAAGUAUCUCAAAAUGAAAAGUUGCAAAAUAUGCUCUCAGAAUUUUUGAGCCCAAUACUUGCUACUUCAUGCCACACUAACUUUUUUUAAUUAACUUGCAAAACCACUUUAUUUGAUGUGGAGAACUUUAGCUAAAUUAGUGUCCAGAAUGAGAAUUGACUGUUAAUGUUCAGCAGGAAUUCAGAAACACAGUAAAUGCUUUCUUUAUAUCGGUUCUUACUUCCUUGCUUAUAAACUUUCACCAUGGGAUCCAAAUGGGGCAGCUAUUGGUUGAUCAUAUUUUCUCGGCAUACUGCCCUUUAUAAAAAAUUGGGUUAAAAAAACAAACCAAACCCACUGCUGUAGAGUUGAUUCCAACUCAUAGCGACCCUAUACGACAGAGUAGAACUGCCCCAUAGGAUUCCUAAGGAGCUGCUGGUAGAUUUGAACUGCUGACCUUUUGGUUAGCAGCCAAGCUCUUAACCACUGUGCCACCAGGGCUCCAAAAAAACAAAAAUGUUGGGUAGCCAUUAUAUAUUGACACUUGGGCGGCAUGAAGUGGGCACUCAGCAAGUAGCUGUUAAGUACAUGAAUCAAAACAAGUACAAGAUACAUGGCCCUUACUAUCAAAGGGUUUAUAUAUCUAGUGGGGAUGAUAAUAUCUGAAACUAAUUUUUAAAAACUCUGUUAUAUGGUAAUGGGGCCAUAUAAAAAGAGGAAAUAACACAUUUUGUAAGUAUUUAGCAACUGAAAAGAAAGCCUUUAGGGAGAUGAGGGGCUUGAGCUAGAUCUUGUAUGUAUGUAUGUUACUAGAAGAUUUUUGGGCAAAACACAUAUAAAAACUACCCUUUGAUACUAUAAUAGUUUUGCCUUCUCAGAAUUAGGCUGCCUGUUGCUUUUGCUUUAAAAGAGAUUUAGAUCCUACCAGUCCACUAUGCAAGGCAUCUAAAGGCUAUGUUAUAUGAAGAUGUAUUUUAUUGCCGUUUCCUUCCUGUAUUGUAUUAGAGUUAGUUAUGUAUAUCUAUCACUGCAGUUCAGAGAGUAAGGUCCUUGAGGGGAUGGACUGUAUUUACUUGGGCUCUUUGUCCCCUGUAUACUAUGUACUCUGCAUAUGGGAAAAGCUCCAUAAGUAUGUUUUGAAUAAACAAGAGUGUAAGCUCGUAAAGGGUAGGGGAUGUGUCAUGUUAUGUUUUCUCCUGUGCAGUGGAGCUAAUUGUUCCUUGAGAUUGAUCCUUGGCGUAUCUAUUCAGUCUUCACUGUUUCUGUUGCUGUAUUUUAGCUCACCAUACAGCAGGUGCUUGGGUAUGCGCCUUUCUCCGGUCUAGUAAAGUAAUAUUUUGAUGACCUUCGUUUUGAUACUUGUUGACCAGAUCUAAUAGAAAGAUUGAUCUUUAGAUAACAGAUGAGGAGUGGUAAUAAUAACUUCUGUAAAGACAGGUAGACACCCAUUCACAAAUCUCUUGUCUGAGUAAUGUUUAAAUGACUACUUCUGCUCCCAUGUCAUCAAUUUGCCCCUUAACACACCUCUUUGUAAAUCACAAAUAUGAGACCUUUGUAGAGGAUCUUUGCCCUGCUUACUCUCCAGGCCUUCCUAAUGUCUUCUGAGGGUUUACCUUCUCUCCAUUAACCAUUAGUUAAAAGAAAAUGAGGCAAGUACAGCAUCUGGAGAGAAAUCGCCACAUCCCAUUUCCUUCUCUAUGAGCAGGAUUCCCAUUUUUCAAGUCUGAUGGGAUCUCCCAGCUGGAACAAGAUCUACAGGUCUUUGACCUGGAAACUAAGAAUAGAGAGGUCUUAAGAGAUGGCUGCUCAGGUAAGUAAGGCAAAAUCAGAUGGAAUUAGUAGGGAAGUAAAAGUCCAACUGUUGAGACAAGUUGUAGCUUCUCUGACAAUCAGAAUGAAGAGCUCCUUCCUUUUCCCUUCAGUUUGACUGUUUAUUUAGUCCAUUCUUAUCCAUGGUUGUACGGGGUCCCUAUUCAAGUUGCUUUUAUAUAUAUAUAUAUAUAUACGUUUUUAAGUAUUCCCCUAUCAUCUCCUUUGAAUCACCUAAUUGGUUAUCUUUUUACCCUGCUGACCACGUCCUGUGUCUCGGCUGCACCGUGAGCUAUUUGAAUCCUACCUUACUGCUUCUGUUCAUGCUCUUCAUCUACUACUGAGAUUUUGUGGCAGUUUUUCAGAGCAAAUAAACUUACCCUGGUAGAUACUAGAUUAUUUUGUUUUCUCCUUUCUAAGUUUUCUUAUUCUAAGCACAGGGCACAGAUUAUAUUUGUAUUUUCUAUUUAUGUAUCAGAUGGAGACACGAGUGAAGAGAACACAUUGAUUCCCAAGGAGAAAAUUUCAGAAAUACAUUCACACAGGGUGAGAGUAGGACGAUUCAACCAGGAUAUUGCUCAAGUUCUGGAGACCAGAGAAGUGUUCAAACCUGAGGAGAGGUUAGAAGGGCUUCAGGAAGUUUUUAAGGAAAUUUCUACCCCUGGAGAGAGAGUUUAGGCAAAUAGCAAUCAUCAGGAAAACCAUCAGCAUGAAAAGCGUGAAUGUAACGAACCUGAGAGAUGCUUCAGUCUGGACUUUAACCGUGAUACGGUAGAGAGAGUUCUUAGAAUACAGAAUAUGACAAGUAUGACAUGAGCCUCCGCCAAAAUUCAGCUUCUAUUAAACAUGAUCAAAUAAACCUAACAUAAUUUUCUGCCAGAAUUCAGCUUCUAUUAAACAUGAUCAAAUAAACCUAACACAUAAUUUUCAAAGUAGUGAAUCUAAGGAAAGCUUAAUGGGUGUCUCCUAUCUUAGUAAAUGUGAGAACAUUCCUACUACUGAGAAAUCUUAUAAAUGUGAUGCAUGUGGGAGAAUCUUUUAUCAGAGCUCAGCCUUCCUAGACAUCAGAGAAUUCAUACUAGAGAAAAAACCCUACAAAUAUAAAGGAUGUGAAAAAUCUUUUAGUCAAAGGUCAAAUCUUAUUCUGUAUAAAAGAAGACACCCUAUAGAAAAGCCCUAUAAAUGUGAAAAGUCUGAUAAAUCCUGUGAAGCAGCUGAUAAACCCUGUAGUCAGAGCUCAGACAUAAUCCAGCAUAAGAGAAUUCAUACCGGAGCAAAAUCUUAUAAAUGUAGCAAUUGUGAAAGAGCCUUCGGUCAUAGUGUAUACCGUACUCAGAGAAUUCACAGUAGAGAGGCCUUGUAAGUAUACUGUAUGUGGCAGUGACUUCAGUCAUAACUUCAUACCUAAUGGAACAUCAGAGGGUCCACACUGGAGAGAAAUGUUAUGAGUCCAGUGACUGUGGGUUGACUUUUAUUAAGCAUUAAGGAAUUUGUCUCAGAAAAAAGACCUAUAUAUGUGAAUGUGGGAAAGACUGAAGGUUGAAUUCACAUCUUAGCAUCAAAUAAUUCAUAUGGGAGAGCAACCAUAUGAAUGUAAUGAAUGUGGAAAAUCCUUCAAUCAAAUCUCAUGCUUUGUUCAGCAUCACAGAAUUCAUAGAAAAGAGAAAUCAUGAAUGGAAUGCUUAUAAGGGAAGUUUCAGUCAUAGCUUUGAUCAUAUCCUGAAACAAGAAGUCCUCGCCAGAGAAAGUCUUUGAUUGUGAUGCAAGUGGGAAGAACUUCAAUCAGAGAGCUCACCCUGUUCAAUGAAGGAUUCAUACCAAAGGAAAACCUUAUGAAAGUAAUGAACACGGGAAGGCAUUUAGUCAAAGUUUAGGUCUCAUUGAACAUCUUGAGUUCACAUGAGGGAGAAGUCAUGUAUGGAGUGAAUGUAGUCUGCUCAGUCAUUAUUUAGCAUCAGAGAAUUUACACCAGAGAGAGCCUAUGAAUGUGACAAAUACAGGAAAGCUUUUAGUCAGUGUUAAACUCUUCAUUGACACUUGUAGCUCCAUAUCAGUGAGAAAACCUAUGACUGUUGAAUGUGGUAAAUGCUUCGUGCUAUUUUUUUUUUUACCUUAGUCACCUUAGUCAUAAUGGAAUAAAAUCCCGUUACUGUAAUGAGUGUAAAAAAAGCCUUCAGUUGAAGCAAUUAUGUACCUUGUUGAUCAAAUUCAUGCUAUACAGAAAGCCUGUAAAUGUAAUAAAUAUGCGUAUAUGGUGGAGUGUGUAGAGAUUAAGUCAUAAUUCAACUUUAAUUCACCAUCAAGGAAUUUAUACCCAGGAAAAGUUAUUUGAGAUGUUGCAGAUCUUUCAGUUGAAGUUCAAGUCUUUUUCACCACCAGAAUAUCCACGUUGUUGUUACAUGCUGUUGAGUCAGUUCUGACUCAAAGCGACUCUGUGUACACCAGAAUGAAACACUGCCUGGUCCUGUGCCAUCCUCACAUUCAUUGCCAUGUUUGAGUCCAUCGUUGCAGCCACUGUGUCAGUCCAUCUCAUUGAGGUUCUUCCUCUUUUUUGUUGACACCUCUACUCUACCAAGCAUGAUGUCCUUCUCCAGAGAUUGGUCCUUCCUGAUGACGUGCCCAAAGUACGUGAGAUGAGGCCUUGUAUCCUCGCUUCUAAGGAGUAUUCUGGCUGUGCUUCUUCCAAGACAGAUGUGUUCAUUCUUCUGACAGUCCAUGGUACAUUCAAUAUUUGUCACCAACACCAUAAUUCAAAGGCAAUUCUUUGGUCUUCCUUAUUCAUUGUCCAGCUUCUGCAUACAUAUGAGAUGAUUGAAAAUACCAUGGCUUGGGUCAGGCUCACCUUAGUCCUCAAAGUGACAUCUUUGCUUUUUAACACUUUAAAGAGGUCUUUUGGAGCAGAUUUGCCCCAUGCAAUACAUUGUUUGAUUUCCUGGCUGUUGCUUCCAUGGGCAUUGUUUGCAGAUCCAAGUAAAAUGAAAUCCUUGACAACUUCAGGAUUUUCUUUGUUUAUCAUGAUGUUGCUUAUUGGUCCAGUUGCGAGGGUUUUUGUUUUCUUAAUAUUGAGUUGUAAUCCAUACUGAAGCCUGUAGUAUUUAGUCUUCAUCAGAAGUGCCUCAAGUCCUCUUCACUUUCAGCAAGGAAGGUUGUGUCACCUACAUAUAGCAGAUUAUUAAUGAGUCUUCCUCCAAUCCUGGUGCCACGUUUUUCAUAUACUCCAGCUUUUUGGAUGAUUUGUUCAGCAUACAGGUGAGUAAGUAUGGUGAGAGGAUACAACCCUGGCGCGCACAUUUUCUGAUUUUAAACCACACAGUAUCCCUUUGUUCUGUUUCAAUGACUGCUUCUUGGUGUUUGUACAGGUUCUACAUGAGCACAAUUAAGUGUUCUGGAAUUCCCAUUCUUUGCAAUGUUAACGGUAAUUUGUUAUCCACACAGUCGAUCCGUCUUUGCAUAGUCAAUAAAACACAAUAAACGUCUUUGUGGUUUUCUCUGUUUUCUGCCAAGAUACAUCUGACAUCAACAAAUGAUUUCCACACCAGAUGAGAAUCUGAUGUAAUGCAAAUGGAGAAAUUUACUACCAUAUUUAAGGCUUUGCUCAACAUUACAAAACUCAUAUUGGAGACAAAAUUGUUGAUGAUUUUGAUAUGAAAUCAGUAGUACAUAGUCCCAGUCAUAUUCACUAUAGAAGAAUCCAACCUGAGGAAGACUGGUGGAUGUAGUGUCGUUUCUCAUGGCAUUCUUUUACUUUAAUAUAAUAGAUGUUUUAAGUAAGUAUAUACACUUUAAUUACGGGACUCAUUUAAGAUUUUUAACAUGGGCUGUGAACAUUUUUCCUGAAAUUGGUUCUUAACUCUUUUCAACUUUCCUGACAUAUCGCUGAUGCACCAAUGUUGAAACACAUCAGUCUCUGGAAAGGAGCUGAUUUAGCUUUUUCUGCUGCUCUUAGCCCAGGUUCUCUCUAAAACAGACUCUUAGGCCUGCUUUCUUCUAACUACUACAUCUUGCUCCUUUCCAGCCACAAUACAUGAAUUUGUGUUGAUCUGUCUAUUCAGCACCUUCAGACGAUAGUUUCCCAGUUUUAAGCUUUUUUUACCAGCAGGUAUGCUGUCCUUAAUUGAUGUUACUGUUCUGGUGUCUUCUUUGCUAAAGCAAAGCAUCUUCUUUUAAAGUAACCGAGUAUCUGUAUCCUGUCUAUCCAUGAACAUGAAGUAUUUUGUCUCCCCUGCAUUUGGGGCAAGAAGCAAAAACAUUUUCAAUCGAUGCCUGAGUUCUUAGCUGCCUUGUCCGUGUCUGCAUUCACAGCCCUCCAAAAGAGAGGAUAAGGACGUGAGGGAGACAACAAGACUCUUGGUGGCCCAGCUACAUUCACGUAUUGCCUAUUUUGCAUGCCUAAGUUUACAAUUCUUUUAUAUGUUUCUGUUGAAGCCUAGUAGAAUGCUCAGGCAUGCUUUCGAUAGGGCAAAACGUAACUUGAAAAAAUCAGUUUCCUAAGGGCGUGCAGCCUUCCAGCAAAGAUGUAGCUUAUGUAAUAUUUUAGAGACAAUAUUUCAAGAAGAGAGGCAAGUCUGUUCCUGGUAAAAUUUUAAUCAUUAGGAUUACUCUAUUAUCUGUUGGAUUUCCCCCUGCCCCCUCAUCUUUCCUCAUCAAUCCAGGACAGUAUUUGAAGCCUGGGAGCUUUAUAAUUGCUUAUUCAUCAUCACUUUUUUUUUCAACUAGAAUCUAGGCCAUAUAAAGGAACAUGGCUUUUUUGGUUGAUAGAAGUAGUCACAGAUGGCUCCAGAAUUGAGGGCCACUGAGUCCUGGUGGCACAAUUUUUGAAGUGAACGACUGCUAACUGAGAGGUCAGUGGUUCGAAACCACCAGCAGCUCUGUGGGAGAAAGAUGUGGCAGUCUGCUUCCGGAGAGAUUUACGGCCUUGGAAACCCUAUCUGGUCACUAUGAGUCGAAAUCGAUUUGAUGGCAGUGGGUUUUUGAGUCGUACACCUAAUAGAGUUUGUGAUUCUUUAAAAAAAAAAAAAAAAAAGUGAUUCUUUA